AUGGCUGAAGAAGAAAGCGUGACAAUCUCAGUUAAGCUGAAGGUAUUAUACACCUUCGAUGUCGAACACAAGGUCGACCACCUUUCUCGACCAGCUCAGUCAUAUCAAGUCGAUACCGCAGCUGUUGACGAGAACACGACCAUUGGUGUCAUCGACUUGCGAUCAUGUAUCGACGCUAUGAUUACCUCGAGUCCGGAGCUCACCCACUUCCUCGAAAACGACUACACUGUCUACGUCUACGACUAUUCCGAACCGAAUAUACCGCUCGUUGGUCAUGGAAUGUUGUCGAAGGUUCUGUCGCAGGACGCUGGCUCGAAUGAAGCUAUGGUCACUGGCAAGAUCACAAAGUCGGUCAUGGCUAAAUUCAAGAAGGAUGUCGAACCAUUCCUAGAGGUCAAGCUGAAACUCACACCCAUUGCUUCAUCUUCUUCGAGAGGCAGAUCUGGAAGUAUGAGCAGUGUUCAAGACGGAAUGCAGAGCCAGUGGUCAAGUUUUUCACAGGCCGGUCCAGCUGCGAUGGACAGAUCACAGUCUCCGGCGGAUCAGUCACGACUGGACAACCUGCACCGAACUUUACACGAAGGCAGUCAACGUCGUGACAGUGCCUACAAUAACUCAUACUCAUGGGGCUCAUCAUGGUCGUCCUCGCGUCCUACCACUCCAACACAGCAGUACCAACCACCUCAGCUGGUGUCCUAUCACUCAAGACAACAGUCCCAAAUCGCAAAUUAUGGAAUGCACCCAAUCAUCCGACGAGGAUCUGAGUCAGGUUAUGGUUCCGGAGAUGAGGUAGAGGAAGGUCCUGCUAAGAAACGUGCUCGUAUCACAAAGGUGCAAGCCACAAAGAAGAACGACUUCAAUAUCGAACAACGACCUAAUUCUUUACGAACUGCUGCUAUGGGCGCUUCGAGCUUGAGACUACACCAACCUAUUGCCAUCAACCCGGCUGUAGCCCUCCAACGAGGCAUGUCAACAGAAGAACCCGUGAGACCACCAACUCCCAUCGUAGCGCCUGUCCGCAGAGCUGGUCGCAAACCGACAGGUCGACCCAGAGGAAGACCAAGGAAAAAUAGAGAGACUUCCGGUGAGCCAUCUUCGCCUGUGCAGCCACCUGUUCAGCCACGACUACCAGGUUCAAAUGUAUCUUCUCCGGAAGAUACUCAAGAUCGUCAGCCUGAUGCAAGCAUAGCAGGAUCUCCAGCACACUUGACUUCCUCGCCUCCUUUCCUACCACCACAAAUGAACGCUGUCAAGAGUCCCGAGUUGCCCAAAAAACCAGCCCCGCCUGUACAUGUCCCAGACAGUCACGACUCAGGCUUUUUCAGUGCUCAGGUAGAAAGUACUCAAGCCGAAGCUGAUACUCCCAAGCAGGAGAAUGCGAUAGACAUGGAUGCUCUUUUCACAGAUAUUGAUGUCAACGACUACGGUGAUCUGUCAUGGUUAGAUGCUGUGGACAGCACAGCUCUAGACGCAGGUAUGCACUUCGACAGCAUUGGUGUGGACAACCACUACACACCUGUAUUUGAUGAGGAAAGCACCGUUGGGAUCCCAACGCCUCAGCCUGAAUCUCAAGCAGGAACAAAGCCAAUUCCCACUCCGCAGCCAGAGCCUCAACAGCCGACAGAAGCUGUUACCUCACAACAGGCUCCGCCGCAAACGAUACCUACACCCACUCUCCAGCUCUCAUCCAAAGUGUUGAGUCAGCCUCAACCGGAACCACCACCAACGGACUCAACUGAUUUCCAGAAACCUGCUCUUCCAACUUCGUCUAUCCAUCCACCGACCGUGCCCACGGACAAGAACGGUCGUCCCGUUCCCACACUGUUGCCGAGACCUCGACCACUGAGGGACAUUCAGCGAUCUCAGAGCACGUUACCUCCAGUGCCGGCCAGUGAUCCGGGCUUGAGACCACUGUGUCGCUCAAACACAUGUGGUCCUGAACUCAUGAGCGAUGCAAUACAAUCAGACGCGCCGGCUGACAACAAAGAUGGCAAGAAACCACCCCGGAAACGCAUUGGUAAGGAACAGACCAAGGCCCGCCUUGAGCAAGCAUUAGCUUCUGGUGCUAUGCCACCCUAUUGCCACAAUUGCGGGGCCAUCGAAACACCAGCCUGGAGAAGAGCAUACAUCAAGCACUUUGAGUGUCCCAUCAAUGAAGUAGACACUUCACUCAACCAAGGUGAACUAUGCUACAAAGAAGUCUUGCAGUCCGAUUCCGACGGUUCAGUCAAAUCGUGGAGGGGCUGGAAAGUGGACAAGACUCAAGGUCAGCCUGAAGACGGAUGGGAGCUGAUUAAUCUGUGUAAUCCUUGUGGUUUAUGGUUACACAAAACAAAGACAGUACGACCACCCGAGAAAUGGCAGAAAAAAGACCCAAAAGAGAAGAGGAAGAGAAAGAGGCCACCAAAGCCGCCGAAAUCCAGAACGAAUCCUCCUCGUGCAGCAGCUGGCAAUCUAUACAGUGACGCCCUGCAAAGCGAUGUACAAGAGCCAGAUAGUGAAGACUCUUCACCAGCUGAUACUGCAAUGGAGGAUGCAGGGGAUGACAACAACGACACUGCCACGAUAGAUGGCGAAAAUAAUGAGGCAGAUCAAGAACCUGAACUUCCACCUUUACCUAAAGCUGUGAUGAGCGUGCAACUUGGCAGUAGAACUGUCAAGUGGGCUGACGUCUCUGACAGGCAAGCUCAAUCUAGUCCAGUUGGCAGAGGAACUAUUGAUGAGCCGAUUAAUAUUGACCGAACACCUGACAAGCCUCUCAGACGGAGGUUGUUUUCACCAAAUACCCUGGUCCGUGAGGAAGACACGGCUUUACCUUCCGUUCUUGGUGAGAAGAAAAACACAUCGUUGUUACCAUCGUUUGUCCGAAGAAGUCCUCGCAUUAACAACAUUCGAGACAUCUUUGAUGAGAAUCAGGCGUCCGCCACUGUUUCAGUAGAUGCAGUCAAUGGGACAGGUAAAGAGAACGUCGCACCACUCGCCACGCCAGGCAACUAUAUUGACGACUUCAUUGAACUCUUUGGAGAUAAUGACGAGGUCAUCUUGCCUCCUGCUACACCGACGCCUAGAAGGCGCUCAGAGCGCAUCCUGCUACGAACCCCUGGCAAGACACCGAGUCGUGAGUUAGAUGAAGAACUUUCUAUCAACGUGCAAUUAUCGUCCAGUUCAACAAAAACACCGAAGCAAGGUUUCAAGGAUGUGGCUGAGUUGUUCAUGGAUACCAUCACUCGGAAUCUUGACCCCAAAUUCAUGACACCCAACACUCGUGCAGUACAUAAAGCUUGCUACGGCAGUGGGUCACCAACACCUCGUCGUGUGCCUGCAAACACUGGCUUUACACCGAGACACAACACACCAGGUCGAGCAUCACUCGAUUUUAACUUUCCAGAUUUGCCGUCCCUAAAAACAUCGUCGCCAAUGUCGCACGAUGCUCUGAGCUAUGGACUACCCGAAUUAUCAACGGAUACGUUGCAUGUGGAUAUAGAAGAAUUGCUCACUACUGAUGUACAUAUGCCUAGUUCGCCACCCGUCAGUGGUUCUGCCCGUUGGAAUUUCGAUCAUGAGGAUGACUUUGGUGGCAUGGUCAGGUUUGAAGAGUCUGACGACGCAGACACUGAUGCAGAUAUUCCUACACAGGGCACAUCGUCCUUGCUGAAAACACCCAGAAAACAGACUGGUACAGGCAUGCUUGAGGUUGCGACGCCUAGCUCGGCAGGGUUGAGGCGUAGUCCUAGACAUCUUGGUCGCGAUUGA
Molecule: messenger RNA, 3753 nt
Organism: Lithohypha guttulata
Lineage: Eukaryota; Fungi; Ascomycota; Eurotiomycetes; Chaetothyriales; Trichomeriaceae
Exons: 1
Coding region: 1-3753 (1250 amino acids)
Biological process (GO): silent mating-type cassette heterochromatin formation; rDNA heterochromatin formation; regulation of transcription by RNA polymerase II
Molecular function (GO): zinc ion binding; sequence-specific DNA binding
Source: RefSeq, a predicted model, not a curated record